Sinocyclocheilus rhinocerous is the source of this 571-nucleotide messenger RNA. RefSeq names its product cytochrome c oxidase assembly factor 3 homolog, mitochondrial-like. The transcript has 2 exons. Gene Ontology annotation, cellular component: mitochondrial inner membrane. NCBI's taxonomy places the organism in Eukaryota, Metazoa, Chordata, Actinopteri, Cypriniformes, Cyprinidae. Gene Ontology annotation, biological process: mitochondrial respiratory chain complex IV assembly. The record is from RefSeq and is a predicted model, not a curated record. Bases 24 to 305 code for a protein of 93 amino acids.
ACGUCACGCAACACGAGACAAACAUGGAGGGAAAGACUGAGGACGCGUCCUCAACAGCGCCAAAACCUCUUACACCUGCUCAGACACGGCUCCUUAAAAGACAGCAGGAACUGGAGCACUGGAAGAGGCACUCAAAACAACUGCGAAGCCGUAAUUUGAUCACGGGCCUGACCAUCGGAGCCUUUGUGCUAGGCCUAUUCAGCUACACCAUUCUCUCAGUCAGGCAGGAGAGAAGCAUGGAUGAGAUUGAUGAUGAGGCAAAGAUCAUCGUCAUGAAAGGCCCUCGGACGGGGGCCAACUCUUAGAUGCUCCUCUGUCUCACUGAUGCCAACUUUCUAAUGUUGGCAGGGCAGUUAUCUUUUGUCUUCAUGUUUGAGACUAGAUCUCUUGAUACAUUAUCAAUGAACAUAUUUUCCGGUAGCCACAUUAUAUGGCACAAAGCAAAAUGCCCUCAUGAACUUGUUAACUAGUGUUUUUUCACUAACAAAUGAUUUCAUUUUAAUCAUUCCUUGUCUGCCUUUUCUUACGUUAGUUGCUGUAACUUAAAAAUAAAACAAAAAUGGAUAUUGAA